AUGGUUCACUACGUCGAUGUGAGCGGCGGGUGGGAUGCGGGUGAGUGCGAUUGGUGCUUCGACCGUGCCGUGGCGUAUAGAGCUGCAGACGCCCUGGGUGAGGGCGUCACGUCGUUUCUUGUGCACCUCCAUCGCGAUCAGUCACCCGCCAUCCCCCGUGCUCCCCCAAGCCGACCCACCAGGGUGAUGCUUGACUUUUCCUGGAAUGUACCGGUGCAGCGGAUAAGGGGGCAGCAAGGGGGGCUGGGGGGACAGCAGGGGAGGCAAGGCGGGCAGCAAGGGGGGAUGGGAGGGCAACAGCGGAGGCAAGGCGAGCAGCAGGGGAUGUCGCCUCGGGAGCAGCUCGUCUGGAAGUGUGAGAAGGUACCGCUGCUAUGCGUGCAAGCUAUGCUGCUCGAGUGGAUGGCUGAGCCUCGUGUAGCCCAGCUGGGGGCGGGCAGGCAGGUGGAGAACGACUGCUUCGCGUCCAUGCUGGUGCAGGUGCUGGGGGUGAAGGAGAGUGCUCAUCUGCAGGAAGGAUUUGGUGCUCUUAUGCAGAAUCUGCUGACAGGCGGGCUGGAGAAGACAGAUGCGGAGGGGAGGAGCAGUGCUGGUGAAGGUGAAGGUGAAGAUGGUGGUAGUGGGGGUGUGGAGAGGGGUGGUGGUAAUGGUGGGAGCAAUGGGAAGGGUGAGCAGUGGAGGAGGGAGCAUCUGAAGGGGCGUGAGUGGGAGAGGUAUGUGAAUGACCCUGUUAUCGGGCUGCUCACCUAUCGGGUUGCUCGCAUAUUGCAGUGGCUUCGGAUCUACGGCUCAGAUUCCAUCUCUGCCAAGAGCUGCUUCAAGGACAGCCCACGAGGAAAGGUCCUGCCCAUGCGCCACCCGCUUCGGGAUCUUCCGAGCCUGCUGGUCAGGUUCGGCGCUGUUCUCCCGCCACUGGAUGGAGGCAGCCGACUUGCGGAGUGGGAGGAGUGGCCUGAGGGGGAUGAAGCUGCUGUAAAGUUUCCUGUCGACGCCAGUGCCAGAUGUUUUGAGCUGGGCCGGAGGAAUAGCAGUCUGGGUCGCAAGAACAGAGGUCAUGAGGCAACGCAGCAGCAGGGGAAGUCUUCGACGAAAGCUCCCACUGAAGAAGCGCCUGCAUUUCCGAGCGAGUGCUAUCCCAUCGUGCGCUGCAAGGCAGAUGCUGAUUACUUAGUUGAGAUCCUCGGUGUGUUUUUGAAGGCACCUGCGUGUGCCCAGUGCAGCACAUGCAUCAGCAGGUUCGUCUCCCUCGUCCCCGUUGUCGCUCUCAUCGCCAACUUCGCCUACCUCCCUGCCGCCGCUCUUCUCGACUGCGUCCUCUCUGUCUUCCCACCGCACACUGAGGAGUUCCUCCGCCUUCUCAAACGCAUGGGGCUGGCCGUUCCGCCCACCCCCGUAUCUGUCUCGCUGAGCAGCCUUUCUGCCACGCGCAGCAGGCUGCUUGAGUUGAUGGAAGACGUAAAUUUCUUCCGCAUCUCCUUCCUGCUCCACACAGCGCCUCUUUGCUCCACGUCUCUCCUGGAGCAGAUCAGGCCUGAGGGGCAGCAGAGUUUGCUCGUUGGAGGAGAGUGCAGGGUUGUGUGGGAGGAGGUACAGUCAUGGCUCAUCGCAGUAAUGCUUCCGGUUGAUGGUGUUGGAGUGAGGGGGGCGGCCUGCAGUGGCAGCCAGUCAAGGAAGGAGGAUUUGAGUGCACGUAUGGAAGAGGUAACUGAGAUGUAUCUUAGUGUUCAUUGCAGCAGCAGCAGCAGCAGCAUCUUUAGCAAGCAGACAAGCAAGGAGGGGAAUGAGCCAGAUUACCUGAAGGCAUGGCCGGGGGGAGUCAAUCUGUUCGCAUGUCUGCGAGAGAUGCUGCUGGGGGAACCAUGCUACCGCCCUGCCGCUUCUGCUGCGUAUUCCAUCCCUUCUGCAGCGAGCAGGCAUACUGCUGCUGUUGCUCCAGACGUGCAAGGCCAUGUGUGCGGUGCUGCGGGGUGUGGAACGGUGGAGGGUGGUGGUGUGAAGCUGAGAAUCUGUGGUGCGUGUGGCAAGGUGGCGUAUUGCAGCAGAGAGUGUCAAAAGGCGCACUGGCCCUCCCACAAGCUCACAUGCCCAGGCAGGACCAGCGGCAAGAGGAGUGGGAAGAACAGUAGCAAGGUGAGUGGCAAUGUGAGUGGCAGGAGGGAGGUGACUUUUGGGUCAACUCUAAAGCUGUGA
Messenger RNA from Closterium sp. NIES-65, 2190 nucleotides. Lineage: Eukaryota; Viridiplantae; Streptophyta; Zygnematophyceae; Desmidiales; Closteriaceae. The record is from the annotation of a GenBank genome assembly.